Messenger RNA from Aplosporella prunicola CBS 121167, 1889 nucleotides. RefSeq names its product multicopper oxidase. The transcript has 3 exons. Bases 1 to 1827 code for a protein of 608 amino acids. Lineage: Eukaryota; Fungi; Ascomycota; Dothideomycetes; Botryosphaeriales; Aplosporellaceae. Gene Ontology annotation, molecular function: copper ion binding; oxidoreductase activity. The record is from RefSeq and is a predicted model, not a curated record.
AUGAAGUGUACAACGCUCUGGAGCUACCUUGCCUCUGUCCUCACCGUUGGUGUCUCGGCCACGGGUUUCAACCAAUCUUUGCCUCAGCAUAGGACAAACGGAGCAUCGAAAUGGGGAACCUUGGGGUGUCAGACCUUCCCUGAUUUCCUCACGUCCAAUCCGCUACCGGCUGGCUUCCCGUGGGGAGACAGGAGCGGGCUUAGCAACGAUCCAUAUGGCGAUGUUCCGAACACAGGAGUCACAAGAUACUACGACUUCAAUGUUGCUCGCGGCUAUCUUUCCCCGGAUGGCUACAACAAGAGCGGCAUUUUCGUCAACGGCGAGUUUCCUGGUCCGGCCAUUGAGGCCAACUGGGGUGAUAUGAUCGAGGUGCGAGUUCAUAACAACAUUGACGGCCCUGGGGAGGGCACUGCUUUCCACUGGCACGGCCUCACCAUGAAGGGAACCCAGUGGUUCGACGGUGUUCCUGGUGUUUCGCAGUGUCCCAUUGCUCCCGGAUCGUCUUUCACUUACCGGUUCCGCGCCGACGUUUACGGCACUUCCUGGUGGCAUUCGCAUUUUUCCGCCCAGUACACAGCAGGCGCAUUUGGGCCUAUGAUUAUCUAUGGGCCGAAGCAUGCCCCAUAUGAUGUUGACGUGGGGCCUCUCCUCCUCGGCGACCACUAUCACCGCGACUACUUUGAAGUCGUAGAGGACGCGGCCAGAGCAACAGAAGACUUCCACGUCUACGUCCCAGCAUCGGACAACAACCUGAUCAACGGCAAAAACAACUACAACUGCUCGAUGGCGACGACGGGGAACGCGACGUGCGUGUCCAACGCCGGCCGCGCGCAAUUCCGCUUCCAGCCAGGCAAGGUGCACCGCCUGCGGCUGAUGAACAUCGGCGCCGCGGCGCUGCUGCACUUCAGCAUCGACGGGCACAAGAUGCAGGUCAUCGCGCACGACUUCGAGCCCGUGGUGCCGUACGAAGCCGACUUCAUCACGCUGGGCGCCGCGCAGCGCACCGACAUCCUCGUCACGGCCGACGCGGACCCCAACCAGACGUAUUGGAUGCGGUCGACGAUCUCGGCGAACUGUUCGGAAGCGCGGACGACGGAGGCGCUGGCCGUGCUGUCGUACGAAGGCAACGAGGCCGUGCAAGAGGAGCCGCGCAGCAGGAUCAGCGCCGCCGCCGCCGCGGCUAACGCAAAGGACUUUUUGUGCAGGAACGACGAGCUGCAUCGCACGGUGCCGUUUUUCCCCAAGCCCGUCGCGGAGCCCGAUGUCACGGAGACGAUCGAGGUCGACUUGUUUACGAACGAGACGGGCCACCACGUCUGGAUCAUGAAUAACCGCACCCAGCGCACGAACUACAACGAGCCGGUGCUGCUGCUCGCGGACCAGGGCAACUCGUCCUUCCCCUCCGAUUGGAACGUGUACGACUUCGGCGCCAACAGGACCAUCCGCAUCGUGCUCAACACCGUCUACCAGUCGGCGCACCCGAUGCACCUGCACGGGCACUCUUUCCAAGUCCUCUCCGAAGGCCCCGGCGCAUGGGACGGCACGACGAUCGUGAACCCCGCCAACCCCGCUCGCCGGGACACGCACAUGCAGCGGCGGUACGGCCACCUGGUGAUCCAGUUCGAGGCCGACAACCCCGGCGCGUGGAGCUACCACUGCCAUAUUGCGUGGCACGCGAGCAUGGGGUACAACAUCAUGAUCAUGGAGCGGGGCGACGACUUGGCGUUGACCCAAGGCGCGAUUCCCAUGGUUAUGGAGCAGACGUGUACGGACUGGAAGGAGUGGACGAGCAAGAAUGUCGUCAACCAGAUCGAUGCGGGUAUUUGAGAUGCCGGCUUGUGGUUAGGGGUUUGUUUGGUGUUUUGGCUUUGUUUUGUCGCUUUGAGUGG